AUGCCUCGUGGCCGGCGCCAGGGCCUUCGCAGUCCCAUCCGGGCGGCAGCCAACUACGCCAAUGCGCACCCCUGGCAGGAGGACGGGGCCACUCCUGGGGUUGCGUACACCCCCUUAGUGGAUCCCUGGAUUGAGCGGCCCUGCUGUGGGGACCCUGUGUGUGUGCGCACGACCAUGGAGCAGAAGAGCUCGGCGAGUGGUGCUGUGGGCUGUGAGCCCGCAGAGAGGGGCCCCCCGGCAAUGCGCAUGGGCCCGCGGCCCCGCAGGGUGGACUUCCACUGGGUGCCUGGCUCAGACCCAGGCACCUUCGAUGGCUCCCCUUGGCUGCUGGACCGCUUUCUGGCCCAGCUGGGCGAUUACAUGUCCUUCCGCUUUGAGCACUACCGGGACAACCUCAGCCGUGUCUGCGAGAUCCUCGGGCGCCUGACGGGCCGAGCCCGGGCGUGGGCAGCCCCCUACCUCGAUGGGGACCUGCCGCUGCCUGACAACUAUGAGCUUUUUUGCCAGGAUCUUGAGGAAGUUAUUCAAAACCCAAACAACUUUGCUGAGUACCACGCUGCAGGGCCCUAUUCUUUGCCUCUGGCCUCGAGCCAGCCACCAGUGGCCCCACAACUGCCUGUGGUGAGACAGUACUUAGCUAGGUUCUCAGAGGCCUUGGCCCUCAACAUGGGCACUCCCCCCAGGUCUGUCCCCGCUGCUCUGGCCACCCCCACUGUUUCUAGUUCCAAUUCCACAUCUAGAAAUGCUCUAUCUGAGCAGCUGCUAGCCAUGGAGAGCAGCUCUGGGCCUGCGGAGCCUUCUGCCUUGUCCAACUCUGCAGGCAGCACUGGUCCUGGUCCCGUGGGGCCAACUUCUUCCCAGCCGGGGGAGGCGGCCCCCAAACCUGUCCUUGCAGUUGCAGAAUCUGCUGAACCCCCUGCCCAGAAACCAGGUCCCACUAACCCAGGGGGUCCAGGACCCCAGAAAACAAAGGAGGAGGUUUCUGAGACAGAGGCAGGCCAGGAGGCAUCCUUAAGUACCCCACAGGGGGCAGUGGACACCCCAGCCACCCCAGGAGAGCCACCAUUCUGUCCCACGCCCCAACCCACAGCACUGGAUUCCGAACACGGCCUGGGCAGGUGUGGCAGUGCCCCCUUAUCAUGA
Messenger RNA from Lipotes vexillifer (Yangtze River dolphin), 1143 nucleotides. It is a transcript of the gene RTL10, whose product is annotated as retrotransposon Gag like 10. NCBI's taxonomy places the organism in Eukaryota, Metazoa, Chordata, Mammalia, Artiodactyla, Lipotidae. The record is from RefSeq and is a predicted model, not a curated record. The transcript has a single exon. Bases 1 to 1143 code for a protein of 380 amino acids.